This is a messenger RNA of Mandrillus leucophaeus (drill), 2677 nucleotides long. RefSeq names its product myotubularin related protein 8 (gene MTMR8). Lineage: Eukaryota; Metazoa; Chordata; Mammalia; Primates; Cercopithecidae. The record is from RefSeq and is a predicted model, not a curated record. Gene Ontology annotation, molecular function: phosphatidylinositol-3,5-bisphosphate phosphatase activity. Bases 91 to 2223 code for a protein of 710 amino acids. The transcript is spliced from 14 exons. Gene Ontology annotation, cellular component: nuclear envelope. Gene Ontology annotation, biological process: dephosphorylation; negative regulation of autophagy.
AGAAACCCGGGUUGGGCCAGGGGGUGGCUAGAGCGGUGGCGGCGGCAUCCGGAGUAGCACUGAGAUCUUCCGGUGGCGGGAACUGCGGUCAUGGAUCAUAUUACGGUACCCAAGGUAGAAAAUGUGAAAUUGGUGGAUCGUUAUGUGAGUAAGAAACCAGCUAAUGGGAUUCUUUAUCUUACUGCAACCCACCUGAUCUAUGUGGAGGCUUCUGGUGCAGCCCGGAAAGAAACAUGGAUUGCACUCCAUCACAUUGCCACCGUGGAGAAGUUACCCAUCACUAGCCUGGGCUGUCCCCUGACCCUCCGCUGCAAGAAUUUCCGGGUGGCCCACUUUGUUUUAGACUCUGACCUUGUGUGCCAUGAGGUUUAUAUUUCACUGCUCAAGCUUUCUCAGCCAGCAUUACCUGAAGAUCUUUAUGCUUUUUCUUAUAAUCCCAAAUCCUCAAAAGAGAUGAGGGAAAGUGGAUGGAAACUGAUUGAAGCAAUAUCAGACUUUGGGCGUAUGGGAAUACCCAACAGAUACUGGACCAUAACAGAUGCCAACAGAAACUAUGAGAUAUGCAGCACCUACCCUCCUGAAAUAGUGGUUCCUAAAUCUGUUACCUUGGGAACGGUGGUUGGAAGUUCAAAGUUCAGAAGUAAAGAACGUGUCCCUGUGCUCUCCUACCUCUACAAAGAGAACAAUGCUGCCAUUUGCCGCUGUAGCCAGCCACUCUCUGGAUUUUACACUCGCUGUGUAGAUGAUGAGCUCUUGUUGGAGGCCAUUAGCCAAACAAACCCAGGGAGCCAGUUUAUGUAUGUUGUAGACACAAGACCAAAGUUGAAUGCCAUGGCUAACCGAGCAGCUGGGAAGGGAUAUGAAAAUGAAGACAACUAUGCCAACAUUCGCUUCAGAUUCAUGGGCAUUGAGAACAUCCAUGUAAUGCGGAACAGUCUGCAGAAACUCUUGGAAGUUUGUGAAUUGAAAACUCCAACAAUGAGUGAAUUUCUUAGCGGCCUGGAGAGCUCAGGGUGGUUAAGACACAUUAAAGCUAUUAUGGAUGCUGGAAUUUUCAUUACAAAGGCAGUGAAGGUAGAAAAGGCCAGUGUCUUAGUCCAUUGUUCUGAUGGGUGGGACCGCACAGCACAAGUCUGCUCGGUGGCUAGCAUCCUCCUAGAUCCAUUUUAUAGGACAUUCAAAGGACUCAUGAUCUUGAUAGAGAAGGAAUGGAUAUCCAUGGGCCACAAGUUUUCCCAAAGGUGUGGCCACCUCGAUGGGGACUCUAAAGAAGUGUCCCCUAUCUUCACCCAGUUCCUAGACUGUAUCUGGCAAUUAAUGGAACAGUUUCCCUGUGCCUUUGAGUUUAAUGAAAACUUCCUGCUAGAGAUUCAUGACCAUGUUUUCUCCUGCCAGUUUGGAAACUUCCUUGGUAACUGCCAGAAGGAUCGGGAAGAUCUAAGAGUCUAUGAGAAAACACAUUCUGUGUGGCCUUUCUUGGUUCAGAGGAAACCAGACUUCAGGAACCCUCUCUAUAAAGGCUUCACUAUGUAUGGGGUACUCAAUCCUAGUACUGUGCCCUACAACAUUAAGUUCUGGUGUGGGAUGUAUAACCGCUUUGACAAAGGGCUGCAGGCCAAGCAGAGUAUACUAGAGAACCUCCUGGAAAUUAAGAAACAGAGAGCAAUGCUGGAGACAGAUGUGCAUGAACUAGAAAAGAAACUAAAAGCCCGUGAUGAGCCACCAGAAGAGAUCUGUACCUGCACUCAAUUAGGAAACUUAUUAUCCCAGCAUCUGGGAAGUCCUUUGACCAAUCCUCUUGGCUUUAUGGGUAUCGAUGGAGACCUGAGUACCUUGAUGGAGAAUGGCACCCUCUCCAGGGAAGGAGGCCUCCGAGCUCAGAUGGAUCAAGUAAAAACCCAGUGUGCAGACCUCCACCAUAACCAUUGUGAGAUUGUGAGCAGCCUUAGGGCCAUAAAUAUCUCUGGGGAUGUGGGCAUCUCUGGAGGGACAGGCAUCUCUGAGGCCAUGGGCAUCUCUGGAGACAUGAGCACCUUUGAGACUAUGGGCUUCUCCGAAGACUUAGGAAUCUGUGGGGCCAUGGAUAUCUCUGAGGCCACUGACAUAUCUGGAAACAUGGGUAUUUCUGAGGCCAGGGGUUUCUCUGGGGACAUGGGCAUCUUGGGGGACACAGGCAUCUCCAAGGCCAGCACCAAGGAGGCAGACUACUCCAAGCAUCAGUGAGUUAGUUACUCAUCUUCCAUGCUAGGUAUACCUACAGCAGCUACAAUGAUUCUUGUCCCAGAGAGGGCUAUGCUGCUUUUCCAAUUGGUUUAAGUGAGUGAAGCCAAGGCAUCCCUCUCCCCACUUAAGUCUGGAAGGGAAUUACUUUACUGAUUAAGUGACCAAUAUGUUCAUAUUAAGCAGUACAGAGUGUAGGCAAGAGAAAGAAUAUGUUAUUGUUCUAAAAUGGGAUUUAACUAUAGAAAUGUUGCCUCUCAGGUGAGACACAUAUUAAGCUGGUUCUACUGUCUGUUUUCCUUAAUGAUCGACCGCCCCUAUUUUCUAUCCUAACUGCUGUAAUGUGAGAGUGAAGUGGAAAUAUUGUCACAGUGGUCAAUAAUGACCCUUUUGAGGGUAUGGAGAGAUGGUAUACAGCAGGUAACUGAAUUGCAGAAUAUAUUAAAAGAAAAUCUUA